AUGGCUUUAUUUUCCAACAUGACUGGUAUGGCACAACCGAUUUCAUCUGUAAACAAUAAUAAUGUAUUAAGUGGCGGUCAAACACAAGGAAUUAAUCAAAUGAUCUCACAAGAGAUGGUCAAAGGUGAAGGUGUCUUUGCUAAUAAUCCUUUUAUGAAUUUGGUUAAUAAAUCUACAAAUAAUAUUUCCAUUUGUGGAUUGGGUGUGGCCGUUCUCUCAACAAACCAUGAAGACUCCAUCAUUUUCUUUAGCAGAUUAAACAUCUCAAUUUGCGAAAAAUAA
Molecule: messenger RNA, 282 nt
Organism: Heterostelium album PN500
Lineage: Eukaryota; Evosea; Eumycetozoa; Acytosteliales; Acytosteliaceae
Exons: 3
Coding region: 1-282 (93 amino acids)
Source: RefSeq, a predicted model, not a curated record